AUGGCGGAAUUCAACCCAGAAGAAAAAAAACAUUCGUUUAUUUUUUGGCUGCCAUUUCUGAAGUUUGAAUGACAAGCCUUCUGUGAAACCUUCAACGGCCGGAGAAAGUUCAAAAGGUCAACUUAUUCUCAUUAAUCUGUAAGCGCCGCGGGGAAGAAAACAAAAGACUAAAUAUAUAUUUUAAAAUGCUGGUUUUUCUGCGACCAAAAGUUCUUCAAGCUAGUGCCCCAACAUGGCCGCAGUCCAAUGACUGAAACAAGUAAAAAGAUUUUUAGAAAAUAAAAACAACCGAGGGGUUUAUAAAAACAUUUCAAGAGAUUUGGCUGUUGUUUCUAGCAUGUGGAGAUACCUUCUGGGCUUAACUAGCGUCGAUACAUUCGACUAAAAAUUCUUCAAGGUGGUGCUUCAGCAUGGCCGCAGUCUAAUAACUGUAACAAGUAAAAAGGAAAAAAAAAAUCGGGGGCUGGAUACGUUCAACUAAAAAUUCUUCAAGGCGAUGCCCCAGCAUGGCCGCAGUCUUAUGACGAACAAGUAAAAAGGUGAAAGAAAACAAUCUCAAAACAUAACCGUGGGCUUUUGUCCUACACUCAAACAACACAUCCACGUUAGGUUGGAUCUGUUCAUUAAUAUUCAUUACAAAAGCUGCUUGUCAUAACAGUUAAUUUAAGAAACAAACUUUGUUGUGAGAGAUAGUAUAUAUUCCCACUUAAAGGUGGGAAUAAAUAUUGACUCUGUCGCUAAUAUGUUUGUAUAACUUUGUUGAAUCUAGAGUGAGUCGUUUCGCCAAUAUUUCCCUUGACACAGACAAAAUUUGUAUCAACUCACGAAUUGACUUAAAUACUUACAGGCCAAAUACGAAACUGCUCGGCUGGAACUAAUAAACGGGGCAAAAAGUUAAGUGACACCGUUUGAUAUUUUGGCGGGAAACAUUUGAACAUGGCGUCAAAGCUCAAAGUCGAGUUAAAGAAUACUUUCAAGAUGCAUGGCUUGACACUUCGCGGUGAAGCCAGUAAAUUUCUUUUGGAACAUUUGGAGACUAUGAAAUCAAGUAAAAGAAUGCAGAUGAUUGACAAAAUUUUGGAGAAUGUAAUGAAGCAACCUUUGACAUCAUCUUUGAUAGAUCGAUUUACCUGCAUGACUGCACUGCAGGAAUGUGUUGCUGGUAAUGAAAACGAUGGAGAAAAUGCCUUUAGUGUGAUUGAUGCGUUUUCAGUGCCAAGAUACACUUAUGCUGAAGAACGGAAAAAAUUCAUUUUAAACGAAGAACUUGGCUUGUCACCACCUCUACUUCAUGGACAACCAGCUGACCUCUGGAAAUUGUUUAAGGAUCGUUAUAUGUUACUCUAUCAGAGAACUAUGCGCCACCAUCUAUUUACACCACCAGCCAUUAGAAACAUGGAUGAAAAUUCUCAAAAAUUUCAGCUGAAACCGAUUGAGCACCUGCUGGGUACAACAUCUAAAGUUGGAGAACUCAUUGUUCUUGGGAUGCUAACACAGCUGAAAGAGGGGAAAUGGUACCUUGAAGACCCAAGUGGCUCAGUCCUUAUUGAUCUCACCGGAGCAAGUUUCCAUACUGGACUUUUCACUGAAAACUGCUUUGUACUAGCUGAAGGUUGGUAUGAAGACAGCAUCUUCCAUGUGACGGCAUUUGGCUUCCCACCACCUGAACCUGCCUCUGUUACCAGGUCCUAUUUUGGCAACAUUAACUUCUUUGGAGGUCCUCUCAAAACUUGUGCUAAGGCUUCAGACAAACUGCGUCACCUUGAAGUUGAAAAUCAAGAGUCCAUGUUUGUCUUUCUGUCUGACGUUUGGUUAGAUGAGCCCAAAGUGGUUGACAAAUUAAAGGUGUUGUUUAGUGGUUAUUCUGAACACCCCCCUGUUGCAUUUGUUUUUUGUGGUAACUUCACGUCGCUGUGUCACCAGGCCAAUCACACCAAAAUACUUCGAGAAUCAUUUAUUGAAUUGUGUGAUAUAAUCUGUAAAUACCAGAAUCUUAAGGACUGUUGUAGGUUCAUAUUUGUCCCAGGUCCAUUGGACCCAGGACCUACGAACAUACUCCCUCGACCUGCCAUUCCCAACUCUAUCACAGAAUAUUUCCGGAAGAAAAUCCCUCAUGCAAUAUUCACCAGCAAUCCUUGUCGGAUCCAAUAUUGUACACAAGAGAUUGUUGUCUUUCGAGAAGAUAUUGUUACCAAGCUUUGUCGCAGUUGUAUCAGAUUUCCUACCUCUGGCGAUGUGCCUACUCAUUUUGCUAAAACUAUAGUGUCCCAGGGUCACCUCUGUCCACUACCACUUCAUGUAUGUCCAGUUUAUUGGGCCUAUGACUGUGGCUUGCAGCUCUAUCCCUUGCCAGAUUUACUUGUAUGCGCUGGCAAAUAUGAUGGUUUCACAGUAAAUUCUCUUGACUGCAUCAUAACAAAUCCUGGAUCCUUUUCACGGUCAAAUUUCUCCUUUAAAGUUUAUAUUCCGAGUACGAAACAAAUAGAGAACAGCAAGAUAGAAUGAAACCAAGUCUUCAGCUGAGUUGUCAACAAGCAUUUGUCACAGCAGCAGGGAAGUUUCUAGAAUCCUGUUUAUGUUUACCAGUGAAUUUGUUUUUGUUUUUGUUUUUUUCCCCCCUUUAAUUUUCAAUUGCUGUUUGUUGUCUAAUAAGGUCUAUAACCUUUAUGACUACAAAUUUUGCAUGUUCUGUUUCUGUAUAAGACACACACAAAGUCUGCCAGGCUGGCAAGAUUUUAUUCUUAAUUCAUGGUUGAAUUUUGUGUGUUGAGAAACACACUUGUGUGUCAGCUUAUUUUAAAUUUUGAAAUUUUUUCCACUAUUCUAAUGAUAAAAUCCCCCUUGCCCUUCUUCAGCCCUCCUUCAUCUAAUUAAGUCCCCCACUUCUAAAAAUAUUCCUAUAAUUAUCCCCAUUCCACUUCUUCUCACCCCUUUCCAUUAAAACCAUAUUUCUAUCAUUCGAUUAAAAAAAAAAAAAACUUUUCCUGCCACCUACAUAUAUCUAAUUGAUAAAAUACCUCCCACAAUUUAACAAAUUGCCCAUACCCACCUGCCAUGUUUUAGAAACAAAAAUUCACCAUCAUAUAUUGCUAAUUAAACCCUGUGGGAGAUUGUAUGUGGUGUAAAGUACUGAUCCUGUCAUAUCAUUCCAUAUGAUAUAGACAAACAGGUGGCUGUUAGCUUUUCAAAGUUUGCCUGAAUGAAUGGAUGAAAUCCAUGUUGUUCUGUGUAGAUAUUGUAUGCACACCCCUGCUGUUGUUCAGUCUAUUGGGUUGGCAAGAAAGUAAUUUCGUUUUUUGCAAAUAGAGAUUUUUUUUUUUUUAAUGGCUUAUGUCAGUGUUAUGAUUUUUUCCUUUUGACAAUUGAUAGCUGUUACUUUUAGCUUACUUUAGAAGCAAAUUGCACGUAAUUUUGUUUACAGCUGUUCGGUGUCAAUUUUAGCAUAAAGUGCAAAAAUGAACAUUUUUCACCAUAUUUUGAUUUUUUUAAAUUUCCAUAAAGCCAAGAAAGCAACUGAGGUUCACAAAGAGAUAUAUGAAGUUUAUGGUGUUGAUUGCUUAAUACAAUGCACAUGUCAGAAAUUGUUUUGAAAAUUCUAUUCUGGAGAUUUUUCAUUCAAAGAUGACCAAUGUUCUGGUCGACCUACUGAAUUUUAUGACCAAAUCAAAACCAUAAUUGAAUCUUAUUGUCAUAUAGUUGUGCGAGAGAUUGCAGAGAGUUUAAAUGUAUCACACACAACAAUCGAAAAUCACUUAAAAUGUCUUGGACCCUUUAAGAAGCUUGAAAAAAAUGACUUUUAUUUCACACUAAAAAAAAACAGAAAUUACUUUCUUGCCAACCCAAUAUUUUUCUGUACAUCACGCUAACCCUAUUGCCCAUCCCUUUUUUUUUUUUUUUUUUUUACUCCUUUUCUCAUUUUGCUUCACCAUUCCAGAAAAUAUUUUACUGUCCCCCCACCCUUUUUUUUUUCUUUUUUUACCAUUUAGUACUCCACAUUACAUCUGUUCAACGACAUACUUUAUAUUUCGAUGAUUUGUAAACUUUUGUAGCAUGCUAGAGCGUGCUAAUCCUUUACCUGACCCUCCUCUAUCUCAUCAAGUAGUUCUCCACAACCCUCUAAUGACACAACAUAGCUGAUUCUGAAAGAAGAAAACUUGACUCUUAAUACUAGCUUCAUCCUUUAUAUUGGUUCCUGAAGAAUGAAAUGGGUCCACUCACUGGCCCUGUCAAUCUUACCCCUUUAGUCUGCUGAUAUUCAGUUCCAAUAUCAACCGAAUUUGCGUACUCUUUUAUUAUAUUACUUAUUUCAGUCAUUUGACUGCAGCCAUGCUGGAGCACCACCUUAAAGGCUUUUAGUUGAUGGAAUUGACCCUAGGACUUAUUCUUUGUAAGCCUAGUACUUAUUCUUUCGAGUUUCUUUUGCCAAAUUGCUAAGUUACAGGGACAUCACACCAGCAUCAGUUGUCAAGCAAUGACGGGGGGAGGGACAAACACAGACAUGCACACAUAAAUACACACUCACAACUGGCUUCUUUUAGCUUCCAUUUACCAGAUGCAUUCACAAGGCUUUGGUCAGCCUGUGGCUGUCACACACUGUAAUUGAACCUGCAACCAUGUGGUUGGGAAGCAAGCUUCUUAUCACACAGCCAUGCCUGUGCCUACAUGUUUAAAUUUCCUUCCUGUUUUACUUUAUAAAUAUCUAGCCUGCUCAACUCAUCUUCUCUCUCUUUCUCUCUCUCUCUCUCUCUCUCUCUCUCCUCAUGCAUUUUGCACUAUCUAUCUGUAUCUAUGUAUGCCUUCUUUAAAGCAUUCCAUUGCUAUCAAAAGUAACCAAGGUUGUUACCUGGCUUGAUCAAGUAGGCGUAUGACCAAAGGUAUUUAAAUUAUCUUUUAUUUGUUUCUUGUUUUUGUCAUUAGACUGUGGCUAUGCUGGGGCACCACUUUGAAGAAUAUUUAGCCGAAUGAAUUGACCCUAGAACUUUUAUUUUUUUAAGCCUGGUACUUAUUCUUUUGGUCACUUUUGCUGAACUGCCAAGUUAUGGAGAUCUAAACACACCAACACCAGUUGUCAAAUGGUGGGGAUAAACAUAUGCACAACGUGUGUGCACACGCAUACACACACACACACACACAUAUUUUGUGGGCUCAAACAUACACACACACAUGAGUGGGUUCAAUUCGAUUUGUCCCCAUUGUUUAAGUUGAGGCAUUGAUUUCUAUGUUUCGUAGUAGUAGUAGUAUAGCCUGUUUCUAAUGGCUUGUUCUUCUUGCUGAACAACUCUCCACGGUUCUGUAUUGCUAGUGGAUAUACUAGGAGUUCUCUUGAGGACUCUUUCUGCUUGAUGUUUUACGUUUAUGAAUGUGUUUGUUCCCUCGAGCAUACAUUUAGCCUCUUCCAUGUUAUUAAUGGUAAACCACAUUUCGUCCAUAUAAAUAAGAGGCUUGUCAACGCAACUACCGAAUGUAAAAUUAUCGCUUGCUUGGCAUCUCAUCCUCCCUGUUGUGAUGAGUCCGUUUUUAAUCGAUCUUAGUAUGUAUGACUUAACAGAGUUUGAUACUUCUGUGAUGUGUAAUCCAUUACUUUUGGGGUCGACUUUGUGGCACACUUCGAAUGUUUGCCUUUAUUGAAAUUAUAGUGGUGUAGCCAUGUCGAAUAUAUAUCGAGAGAAGUUUGAACAUCGUGAUAUCGGCAGUUUGUGGUUCCAAAUAGUUCGUUCUUUUGUUAAAUUUGUUGCCAUAUUGGGACUGUAAUUGUUUUUAUGUUUAUUUCUGUAGCUGCAGAUUGUAUUAGGUUGAGAAGCUUGGGCGUGUUUUUGUAUAUGUCGUUUCAUUCGUUUCUGAUUUGUAUGUUGUUGGUAUUUUUCGCGAAUGUAAUUACAUCUCCUGACUCUGUUGAAUUAGCAUGGUUCAUAAGUUUUUUUAUGAAAUCGUGUUUUUGGCCACGUACUAUCAUUUCGUUUGUAUAUGAGACUUGAUCAUUGUUUUUGUAAUUCUUGUGUGCUUCUUGUUUGUAUGGUUUGUCUGUGAGUUGCUUAAGAAAGGCUAAUUGUCCUUCCUUUUGAAUGUUCGAUGCGGCUAUUGUUUGUCUUUCCUCUUUAUCGCUGAUGAGAUAAUGGCAAAGUCCCUUUGGGUUGAAUACUUUGGUAGCGUUUAUAUCAUAAGGUUUGGGAAUGUUCUUAAUGUUUUUAAGCGAGUAGAAAGCAUGUAUGUUACUUGGAUGGUUGACAUGCCAGGAAAUGAUGUGAAAGUGUGGAAUUUAUUUACGUAACAGGAUGCAUCUCAUUAACAGGUGAGACAAAGGUGAAUACAGAUAUGUAACAUACUAAAAAUUAAUAUGUAGUUCUCACUUUCACAUAUUAUAUAAUAAAAUGAAAAUGAAUAUACAAAAUUAUACACUUAUGCUAUGUUUCUGUCGUGAAACUGUCCAAAGCAUCCUUUAUACAAGGGCGCUUUCGAAAACGAACACAUGUGAGGUCUUGACUUGAUAUCCUUUUGCAGCGAACACAGUCUGCAAACUUUUUCCUUCCAUUUAUCUUUCUGACUUGAUGAAAGUCAAUAUUUUCUCUGACAUCCACCUCAGUUAAUUUUGCUUUUCUCUCAGUUCUGUGCUUUCUAGAAGAAAGGCCCUCAAGUAACUGAGAUGCGAUGUCAACCCAAAAUUUCAAGUGGUCGUAGUCUUUUGGUGGUGGAGGUACUUUGUGGCUUUUUACAUAUACAAUAUAUGAAUUUACGAUAGUUAAAUUAACUAGAAACCACAAAAUAUACCUCCACCAUUUCUUCCCGGGUCGACCAACUGGGUAAUAUGCCCGAUCAUUAGAAGACAGAAAUAAAAUCUGUCUUUUGUCUUUAUAAGCAGUAAUUAAUAGAUUUUCUUUUUGCAUCUGUAAAAUGUCCCCUCUAUUUUUUAAUUUUAUUUUCCAUUCGUGGGGUAAACCUUUACGGUUGCUCAUAACAGUACUGCACAUGUAAGUACUUACGCGGGCAAAAUUUUCCACCAAAGUCACUGACGAAAGAAAAUGGUUGAAAUAGGUGUCGGUGCUGAUGGUUCAGUGGUUCAGUGAGAGACCAUACUACAUCAUGUCCCAAUCCAUGCUGUCUGUUUCCAUUAUAUUUUUUCCCUGUGAAAACAUCGAAGUUUACACAAUAUCCCGUCUCCAAUUCACAAACUUCCCAUACCUUGAUCCCCCAUUUAGUAGGUUUGGCAGGCAUGUACUGCCGAAAAUGUACUCUGCCCUUAUAGCCUAUCAUGGUUUCAUCUACACUGAGAUUUUUCCCAGGAAGAUAUACAGUUCUAUAAUUAUUUGCAAGUAAAUUAAGUACAGGGCAUACUUUGUACAGGGGAUUGUAGUUUGGGUGGUUUUUGUUGGGGGCAUUUUCAGAAUCAGUUAAAUGUAAAUACUGAGAUAUUUUCGAAUACCUCGCUUUCGACAUUAUGCUUGAGCUAUAUGGAUCACCAUACCUCACAUCGGGACUCCAAUAGUUUCACAGUCAAGGAAGCUGUUUAACACCAAACAUAUUAAUUGUAAAAAACACUCAUUUCUGCAGUAUUAGUUGGCUGCCACAGUGGAUCGUUUCUUCCACAAACAGAAAUUAAACGUUGUGCAUAUUUGUCCCUUUCUUCAGCAACAGUUUCAUAAAAACUUUCUGGUAAAAAUAAAAAGAUAGUCUAAUGGUUGAGCAUCAGGAGGUAAAUUAUGUUGUGGACCAGUGUUUUCUGUAAAAUCCGAGAUAGUGUUUGGUGUUGUGAUUUUUGACCAUGUUGCCAUGUUUACGCUAUGAUUUUCAUCACUUUCAUUAUUAAACUCUUCCUCGUCCGACGAAAAAUCACUGAUAUCGAUAUCAGAUUCAUCUGAAGACAAAAUACUUUUGUUUUCGUUUAUAUUUUCUGUAUCAUUAAUUGUAAAUCCUUCAAAGUCGGAAUCACUACUUGCUGAUGCCAUUUCUUUCACAACCAAGGAAAGCACUUCUCUUCAAACGUUAAAAAAACCAUGUGGUCUAAACAAUUUCACGGUAUUUAUACUUGAAUAAAGGCGGGAAAGGCAUUAUCUCAAAGCUACGAGAAUUCAAUAAUGUGAUUUGUUUGUUUUUUUUAGCAAUUUUGUAGAGCUUAAUUAAUUAAUUUUAGCUGGUUACGGUCGAUUUGAACACUAAAGGUGUAAGCUCUUCACGGCUUUGGUGAUUUCUCCAAUGUGGAUAUUGAGCGGGAUCCCUGGCCCCAAUUCUUGCAGAUAUUGAGGUGGAGGGCGAUAAAAUGUUUCUUGAGAGUGUUCCUUCCAUCUCGCCAGUUGGUCCUCAAUGGAAGUUAGCAACCAUCCAGCCUUGUCCUUUACUGGUCUGACGGAAGUAACCUUAUUGUUGCAUAUAUUGACAUCAAGUCUCUUUUCCUCGCUGCUGUUUCCACUUCGUCGGCCACUUCAUUGAAGUAUGUUCUUCUGUCUCUCCUUAGUUUCUUCUUGACUUCUCUCAGCGCCUCACUAUACUUACUAGCAACAGCCUGCUUCUGCUGAUGGGUUCUGGCUUGGUUCAACUCCUGCUUCAGCAUCUUCCUCUCCUCCACUUUCUGCCAAGUCUCGUCACUUAUCCAAGGCUUCCUGUUCACUGGUCGUCUUCCCAGAACCUCUUUGUACACUCCAACUGUAGCUUCCUUCAAAUUUGUCCAGGAUUGUUCCACAGUUGCCUCUGCCUCCUGUCUGUAGGGCUCCAAAUCGAUAUAUAUAUAUACACACACAUAUAUAUUUGCGUAUUUAAAUAUCUACCAAAUAUUUUGGUAAGUUAAGUAUUGUAACUGUUACCAAAGUAGCAAAAUUCACACUUGAAAACUUGUUUAUACUUUGUUUAAAUAUAACUUUCGUAUAGGUGAUACAAUUUUGGGUGCGUAUCAAUUGAAAUAAGAGCCAUGACGCAAUCCUAUAUAUUAAUAAAACUUGUUUAUUAUCCUAUGUGCAUUUUGAUGCAAGAUCCCGACUUACUCUUGUCUGAGAUUAGAAAUUAGGGCCUUCCAUCUCUUCAGAGCCAAGUUACAUUAAUUCACAACAGACAACAUUAUUAUUUGUAUAUAAAUUACAUGUAUGUAGAGAAGUUCAAAUCGGGUUGUUUUGACAUGAACAUAUUGAAACUGCUUGCAAUAUUGGUUAAGAAAACCGUUAUAUAGUAGAGUAACUAAGUACAAUUGUUAACCUAGGAUAUUAAGUGAUGACAUGUUUACGGCGCUGUUUCAUCAAAUAAGAAAACCGUUAGGGGUUUGAGAAGAAAAGAAAUGUAAAGAAAAUUACCUAUUAUAGAUCUUGCAGAAAUACAAAUUAAUGGUCAAAAUAAGGUUUUUGAUCUACAUAAUUUACAUCAUUGUGAUUAACCCUAUCAAGUAAUAUUUUUUUUUAUGUUUUAAAUGAUUUUGAGAAAUAAUUUAAGGAUAUGUAAUCAAGAUAAAUAAUAAAUUAUAAAAUAAAAUAAAGUAGGUAACAUUCAGAUUGAAACCAUACAAAAUUUAAAUAUACAUUACAUUAACUUAGUAGUCAUCAUCAUCAUCGUUUAACGUCCGCUUUCCAUGCUAGCAUGGGUUGGACGAUUUGACUGAGGACUGGUGAAACCGGAUGGCAACACCAGGCUCCAGUCUGAUUUGGCAGAGUUUCUACAGCUGGAUGCCCUUCCUAACGCCAACCACUCAGAGAGUAGUGGAAUUAUAAAUACAAUAUUAACCCUUUCGUUACCAUAUUUCUAACCAAAAUACACCCCUUAUGUGUUUCAAUUAAUUUCUAACAUAAUCAUAAAUUUAGUCUGGUUUCAUUAAACAACUCCUUUUUUAUUUAUCAACAUAUUGUGAUUUUUGGAAGAUAAUUUAACGAAAGGUUCUCAACCAAUUCUAUACCAAAAUUUUUGUCACAAAGUGACUCUAAUUACAGGUAAAUAUAGGUAAAUUCAACAAAAUAUAGAAUUAUAAAAAUUUUUGUUGAAAUAUCGCUAUAGAAAAUGGGUUAUUGGCUAAUAUUCAAUUGGGUAUACAACAAAAUUUUACUAUAGAAGAGUUGUGCACAUUACUGGAUUCAUCAGGUGAAUUUAACACCCAAAAGACAGGUGUACCAUAAAGGUAUAAAUAAAACAAAAGACUGAAAAUUGUCUGUGAAGAAAACUAGAAAACAAAAUACACACAGAAAUAUACAAUAAUGAUUUACAAAAUAAAUUAAUCAAAAUUCGUCACUCACCUUACAGAUAAAUUAAAAUUACACAUAAGGAAAAAUGGAAACGAAGUAAAUUUGAAAGUAUUUAUAAAAUCAAAUCACACACAUAUACUAUAAAGGUUUGAUAGUUGUCAUAGAGACUUCAGUCUCUCUAUCACCUUUCAACAGCAUUAUAAAUGAAGAGACAAUAGAACAAUUAACAAUAUAGUAAAAAGGUUUUAUUUAUGAUGAUACUUGGUUAUACAAAUUCCUGUCAUUCAGCUUAGCAGCCACUGAUUGAAUUGUAUUUUGGUAAUGGAAGGUUAAGGUCUUCCUUGGUGCCUGCCAGAGAAGCAAGUAGCUAUCACAUCGAUAGCAUCAUGGUGAAAAGUGCUUCGUGGAGGAGCGAGGUGUUGCCAUGUAGAAGGUCUGAGCUCAACUCGCCUAACAAAGUGAAACCACUGUUUAAGUACGAGUUUUACUACGAAUGCGCAACUCGAGGGGCUUCCGGUGGUGAAGUCCCCUGCACAUGCACAGAAUAGUACUUCCUCAAUGGCGGCUAUA
Octopus bimaculoides (California two-spot octopus) is the source of this 10718-nucleotide messenger RNA. RefSeq names its product DNA polymerase epsilon subunit 2. Gene Ontology annotation, biological process: DNA-templated DNA replication; error-prone translesion synthesis. The record is from RefSeq and is a predicted model, not a curated record. Gene Ontology annotation, cellular component: epsilon DNA polymerase complex. Gene Ontology annotation, molecular function: DNA binding. NCBI's taxonomy places the organism in Eukaryota, Metazoa, Mollusca, Cephalopoda, Octopoda, Octopodidae.